AUGUUUCACCACGCCUUCAAAUACCUCCUUUCCACCCUCCUCAUGACCUCCCUCGCAUCUGCUGCGGCACUCCCUCCCUCGCAAGCCCUCUCGCCCCGACAGGGCUCCUGUCUAUCCGCACUUUCUGCCCCCAACCCUGUCAACACUAUCGGGCGCCUCUCCUUUCAAUGGGCGAUCGACCAGCCGGCACGCACCCAAGAAGCAGCCCAAGCCUCAUGGUCACCCAGCAACUUUGUCGACUUCCACAUGACUGUCCCGACAGACAUCCUCAUCACUCAAAACGUCAAUGUUACGGUUAUAAACCGCAGCUCCAGGUCCAACGCCAUUAUUCUUACAAACUAUCAGGAUACGAGGACGAGUACAGCGCCGAGGGCGCAGGUCAGAGUGGCGGUGCCGGCGCAGACACGUGGAAAUGGUGUUCGUAGGCUUGGUAGGACAGAGACAUGUUUAUAUUUGCCACGUCUUGACGGUACUUGGUAUUUCCAGCUUGAGCAUGAUUGA
Messenger RNA from Bipolaris oryzae ATCC 44560, 501 nucleotides. RefSeq lists its product as uncharacterized. The transcript has a single exon. Bases 1 to 501 code for a protein of 166 amino acids. The record is from RefSeq and is a predicted model, not a curated record. NCBI's taxonomy places the organism in Eukaryota, Fungi, Ascomycota, Dothideomycetes, Pleosporales, Pleosporaceae.